CAUGCCCACACAAAACUUGCUGCAGUUUUUUUUUAUUUUUUUUAUUUUUUUUAUAAGUUCUGUGCCAACUCCUCCAGCUUUACAAAUAUGAUAAGGGCAACACUGCUAGAACUCUCCCAACACUAUGGACUCAGGAUGGAGGAGCCGUUGCAACAAGAAAUACAAGAAUUGGAUGAUAAAAACCCAAAUGAGGACCAAGGCGGGAUCCGUCACCGUUUGCGGGACAGAGAGCUUCUCAGGAAGAGAAGGGCUGAAGCAGAAGAGAAGGAAACUAACCAGUGGGUUUUUGGGGAGGAGAGUCAGAGGAAAAGAUCAAGAGCUGGGCAGAAGAGUGGCGCAAGGAAAAGAGGGAGGCCCCGGAAGACUGAAGCCUCAGUGGAGACCGCCGUCACACAGGAUGACACCACUGUGGCUCAGGAACCUCCAGCCGUCGUGGUAAUACCUGAACCUGUGGAGGUCAUCUCAGAUCAAACACAGAGUUCCCUCACCCCCUUAUUUACUGUGGGUGAGGUCGCACUGGAAUCACAACCUAUUCCUGUUACCCCUGCCCCUGUGCCAAUGCUUGCGUCUCUGCAAACCCCUGAUCCGGCUCCCCCCCAGAGCUCUCCUGCUCCAGUUCCAGUGGAUCCAAUCCCAGCUCUUGGUUCACCUUCAGUUCCUGUUUCAGUCCCUGCUGAAGUUUUAGAACCACCUCCAAUCCCAGUCCAGGAAUCAUCUCCUGCUCCAGAGGCUGGUUUACUUCCAUCAUUUGCUGAAGCUCCUGUUCCAGCUUCAGCUCCUCCUCCUCCUCCUUCAGAUCCUCCUCAGGUGAAAGCCUUCUACACAGAGACACAGGACAGGGAAGCACUGGACCAGGUCCUGAUUGAAGACUUAGGCCCAGAUGAGGAGGAAGACAUUUAUCCAUCUCAAGACAAGAGCGUAGAUGAAGAUUUGAGUGACAAAGCUCUAAAUGGUGCAUCAGAACAAACUAAAAUCUUCUCAAACCCAACCUUGUCAUCGCCAUCGCCCCCCUCCUCCUCCUCCUCCUCGUCAGGAAUAUUUCCCAGGAAAUUCAUUCUAAUUUUCUGAAACACACUUUUCAGAUACUUCCUCAGUUUGGAACACGUGAACCAGAUGACAUCCUGCUGUCUGUAUCUGAACAUUACUGAAGCGAACAAACAUGCAUUGCUUAUUGGAAAAAUGUAAGAAUUCAAACCCAACUUGUCAGUGUAUUUAUUCCUGGUUUGUUCAUCAAGAAUUCUAUUUUAUAUUUUGCAUUUAUUACACUGCAAAUUUUGCUUGCUUGUAUUUAAAAGUAAAUUAUAUAAAUCACCGGUAAAUUAACUGAUUUGCUGGAAUUUUGUAAAAGUUGUUUUUCAAUGAAUAAAAUACAGUGCUUUC
Molecule: messenger RNA, 1380 nt
Organism: Sphaeramia orbicularis (orbiculate cardinalfish)
Lineage: Eukaryota; Metazoa; Chordata; Actinopteri; Kurtiformes; Apogonidae
Gene: hemgn
Product: hemogen
Exons: 5
Coding region: 88-1068 (326 amino acids)
Source: RefSeq, a predicted model, not a curated record